AUGACAUACCUCUUGUCGCACUGCCCAACAACCCUCGGCCAGGACAUCGGCCUGGGCGCGAGGCAAGUUUUGUUUCCUCUGGAGGAUCUCUGCUUUUGGAGGGACGAGCUUUGCGAAGAAGCUUGGGGUUGCGAAUACAUGUUUUUGACCCUGACGGCAUUAGGUAGCAUGCAUCGCGCGGUACUCAUGAUGUCAAUGCCCGAGGAAAUUGAUCAGAAGGGCGGCACUGAUUUGAGAGUCACAACCAUCCAAGUCUAUACACAGGCCUUGAAGGAACUUUCUAUCCAAUUGAACGAGGCAAAAAAGACGCCUAGACUGCUUGUUGCUGUGCUCUGCUUGAUGGCCUACUUUGAGUCAUUUAACGGCAACAUACCUGCGUUUGUGGGACAUUUACAUUCUGCCAAGUACUAUAUGACGUCUCUGGUGCUAGCAAAUACCGGGUCAAAUAUCAAUGGGGGCAUGAGUAAGGAGUUGACGGCGCCCUUGGAGACUUGUUUGAACUCUCUUAGACUUACGUGUCAUCUUGCUGUCCCAUUUCCACGUCUACUCGCAGUCUUCCCAACGCACGACUUUAUUCCACGAUCUAGCUUCGUGACUCACAACCUAUCGACGGUAAACUUUCCUCCGCUCCGAGAACUUCUCGACCUCGUGUGCGCCGAUGCUGAGAUUGAAGAACUAAUAUGGUGCCCUAUUAAUGCAUAUACUCGGCGUAUCCAAGCAGCCGUGAUUCAUCGGUUUCAAGAACAACUUUGCAAAUGGAGGAGCCGCCACGAGCAUCAUCUACCAGAGCUUAUCUCGAAUUCUGCUCUAGAGAGCCUCCUUAGAUACAAAUGGGAGAAAUUCCCGAUGCCCCCUCCGGGUUACUCGUCCAUUAUGCCUAGCGCGUGCCUCACGGCGGCCCAUUACAGCUUCUAUAUGGCCCGUUUGCAUUGGUCGUUGUGUCUUCUCGAUGAGAAUAAGGAAGCAAACCAGAUUUCUGCCGAAUUCUACUUCUACGAGGCAAUGCGAUUUGCAACGACACACGCCAAUAGGGCUAUCAAGGUCAAAAAUUCAGAAGACUCCUACGUACCUUGCGAAGCGCUCAACGCUGGGUUUCUGACCUUGCUACAUGUUACGGGUCUUUGCAGCCCCCGCCCAUCAUGGCUGCACUGGAUCGGAAAGCUGUGCACACUUAUCGAACAAGAAGGUGUUCUCAAGGGACAUACUUAUGCGACAAAUCUCGAUUGUCUGCACACAUUCGAGAUGUACAGCCAGAGUGAAUCGCCAGCAUUGAUGGAGCGUUUUCCUGACCCAGCCAACCGUGUCAUAUGCCAGCUGAUUCCCGAAAUAGACGGUCGGCACUACACAUCAUAUUUUGCUCACUCCACGUUCGAUGCCGACACUGGCAGUGAUCGUCUGACUACGUAUCGAAUUUUAGGACAUGCCCGCUGGAGAUGCUACUUCGGCGAGCACGCGUGUGAGCCGGAAGUCGAAAUAUACGACAAGAAGCCAAUCACAACGGAGUCAUCCGUGGACUGGCUUCUGUGUCAACAGGCUGCACUCGAUUGGGCGAGGCGGUCAAAAUUUGCGGACUUCGACAUGGACCGAGCACUUCGUGAUCAUAUUAAUGGGUCACGGCUUCUGCCGCCUCCUGGUGAGGUGCAAGCUUCAGUUUGA
Messenger RNA from Penicillium samsonianum, 1656 nucleotides. RefSeq lists its product as uncharacterized. The transcript is spliced from 3 exons. NCBI's taxonomy places the organism in Eukaryota, Fungi, Ascomycota, Eurotiomycetes, Eurotiales, Aspergillaceae. The record is from RefSeq and is a predicted model, not a curated record. The coding region runs from base 1 to 1656 and encodes 551 amino acids.